Molecule: messenger RNA, 558 nt
Organism: Andrographis paniculata
Lineage: Eukaryota; Viridiplantae; Streptophyta; Magnoliopsida; Lamiales; Acanthaceae
Exons: 1
Coding region: 1-558 (185 amino acids)
Source: RefSeq, a predicted model, not a curated record
AUGGUAUACCGACUAUACAAGGACCUCUAUGGAUUACGAAAAGCGCCACGAGCAUGGAACAUACGUCUUGAUAAGAUACUUAAAGAUUUGGGCUUUACAAGGUGUUCACAAGAGCAACCAGUGUAUAAGCUUCAUCGUUCCAACACAAUUUUGAUAGUUGGCGUAUAUGUGGAUGAUUUAAUUGUCAUCGGAUCAAAUGAAGACCAAGUAACUCGAUUCAUAGGAAAAAUGCAGCAGGUGUUUGAUAUGAGUGACUUGGGGAUGUUGACAUACUACUUGGGAGUAGAACUGCGGCAAAGUGAGAAAGGCAUCGAGAUAAGUCAAGCCGGGUAUGCAAAUGGGAUUCUACAAACUGCUGGAAUGUGGGACUGUAACCCAACAAAGUGGUCGAUGGAUGAAAAAUUUAGCCUAUCGAAGAAUGAGGAAGGCACACCUGUAAAUGCAACAAAUUAUCGCCAACUCAUUGGUCGUCUUCGAUACUUGACUUAUACAAGACCAGACCUUGCUUACUCUUUUGGGGUCGCUAGUCGCUAUAUGAGCAAUCCAAAAGCCAUCUGA